Messenger RNA from Aureobasidium namibiae CBS 147.97, 1407 nucleotides. RefSeq lists its product as uncharacterized. The coding region runs from base 1 to 1407 and encodes 468 amino acids. NCBI's taxonomy places the organism in Eukaryota, Fungi, Ascomycota, Dothideomycetes, Dothideales, Saccotheciaceae. The transcript is spliced from 3 exons. The record is from RefSeq and is a predicted model, not a curated record.
AUGGCUGUCACCAAGCCACCUUCUCCUCAGGAGACUCCAAUCUCGUCUGAUGAUCCACGUGAUGAUAGCUCCAGCACUGGAACACCCACCAACAAGGCCGACGAUCUUUCGGACGUCAAGACCCCUGACGAUCAACUCAACAACAAGAACAAAUGUGCCAACUGCGGAUGUCUUGACGCUAACGCUUACUGCGCCGGCUGCCAUCAAGCACCCAACACUGACGGCACUCCUCACGUCAAUGUGCGCUACUGCACCAGAGAGUGUCAGAAAGCUCAUUGGCCCUCCCAUCGCAUCGAGUGCAAGAACCUGCAAGCUAGAAAGGCGCUCUUCAGAGCUGCUUGGCUCCUGCAGAAGAUAUGGUAUGCCGUACGCAGAGAAUCAUUCGACAACGAUUUGGUCAGCGCCGAGGAAGUCAAUGGGGAGCUGUUGAUCCAGGAAGGCAACUACGACCUCAAGUCCACGAAGAGGGAGAAUGGAUUCUACCGCGAGUUCCCGGACGCCAUCUUCAAGAACAAGCAGGACGCAGAAGCUUCCUUGAAUCUGCUAUACUGUACUGAUUCGGUGAGCCAUAUGUAUAUGGUGAAUCACUGGCUGCUCAAAGACAUUUGCAUGGACGUCAAGGAAACCAAAGUCAGGGUUCAAAAGCCGGCUCGCAAAUCUCGUUACGCGUGCGACGAAUGGAACCAAGACUUCCUUCACGAGGUUCUCCAAGUACGCUUACACUCGGGAGAGGUCUACGCCAUCGACUUCACCGGAGCACAAUACGGUUGGUACGAGCCCAUCACCGAGUGGAGCAGAUACAGUCUGCGCUGCAAAGAGAUCAUUCGCGUCUUAGCAUUUGUCGUCGAUGACAAGCGGCCACUUGGUUCUAGAGCUCGAUCGAUGCUGAUGGGGACGUUCACGGAUCCUUGGGACGACCGCAGCGACGUGCAGCGUGCGAUCCCGAUGUUCGGCGAAUGUCUCAAACGCGAGUUCAACAAAGUGUUCGUUCAAGAGGUCGUAAGCAAGCAUCCUCGUGGACUGGACAUACUCAAGCUGGAAGCUCGGAAGUUCGAAGCAGUAGAGAAAGAAAUUUUGUCGUUGACAAAGCAGAUAGCUCACGAAGCGGCCGAGAAGGUCGACGUCCUCUUGCCAAUCAUCAUAGAUGAAGCAUACCAGUGCAACGAGGAGAUGCGCAAGCAGAUCGCACCGGAUACUGGAGCGAUACUGAAGCGUGGGUUGCUCAAGCUAGCCGCUCUCUUCAACGGCGAAUGGCUUAGAGAUGAUAUGACGGGUCGCUUAACUUCAGUCUCGUUGAAGCGACUUAUCGAAGACGAAGACUACGCGGUGAAGUGCAUGAAAGGAGUCUUGGUCGAGCAAGAGCUUUGGGGAAACUUGAACUUGAACCACGGUUUAAGUUUCAUUUGA